Messenger RNA from Gaeumannomyces tritici R3-111a-1, 375 nucleotides. RefSeq lists its product as hypothetical. The coding region runs from base 1 to 375 and encodes 124 amino acids. NCBI's taxonomy places the organism in Eukaryota, Fungi, Ascomycota, Sordariomycetes, Magnaporthales, Magnaporthaceae. The record is from RefSeq and is a predicted model, not a curated record. The transcript has 2 exons.
AUGGCCUGCCAGCCGGCGCUUAGCCGCUUUCGGCAACCGCCCAUCGACGACGGGCCUUUUCGCUCGGGGCGGUGGUGGGAUGGCAGAAGGAAUGGGUUCCUAGCUCCCUGGAUCUUCGGGUUCGGUAGACCGGCAGACGGCGGAAAGGGCCAGGAUGUGCGGGCCAAUCUCACUCCUCUGCUGCCGCCACAUGGCAGGUGCAGGCGAUGGCGUGCGGGCACCGUUGCCCGCCGCAGAGGCGUCUGUCUACGGGGCCGGACGCUUGACAAAACGGCGCAGGCUUGGUUCCUGGGUCGGUUCCACAGCACUCGAUCUGAUGGCCAGGAUGUGUUUGUGUCCAUUGGCGGGGCUCGAUGGAGGUUCGUCAACGCUUGA